Phytophthora sojae is the source of this 1341-nucleotide messenger RNA. RefSeq lists its product as hypothetical. The record is from RefSeq and is a predicted model, not a curated record. The transcript has a single exon. Lineage: Eukaryota; Oomycota; Peronosporomycetes; Peronosporales; Peronosporaceae. The coding region runs from base 1 to 1341 and encodes 446 amino acids. Gene Ontology annotation, cellular component: membrane.
AUGAUGGACAUGACGUCCGAUAGUGCGGUCGUGCCGGAAGACACAAUCCAGCGCAAUCUCGAGUCGGGACGGCGAUCACGCACCCCACGCAGCGGACGAGAGCCCCGGAGUGGCAAUGAUCAUACGUGGGCCGACCCAGUCGCCCCUCCACCUCAAGCUCACAUCGAGCGCGUUGAAGAUGCCCCGCCAGCAAACGCGGUGGGUACCCCCGAGCGGGUUCAAUCUGCUCCAAAGCAAGGGUCCGUGCGUGCAAUGAUCAAGCGAAUGACCAGGUUGUUCCACCCGGAUGACGAUGAUAUGGACCCGGCACAGCGCAAGGCGCACUACCGUCGAGGUUCGAUCCUGAUUAAGCAUCUGGAGGAGAAGCAGGCGACGGGCAAAGCAACGGAGACGGACAUGAAGUUCUUCGAGGUGGUCAAGAAGCGGUUCGAUGCGAACUUCAUGGAGUCGCGGACGAUUAUCUCGCUCUCGGUGUUCCAAACGGGGUCUAACCCCAUGGACGACCCGUUCGCAGUGAUUCACAUGCCGGUGGUGAUCCAGCAGGGGUUCCGCCGCAAACUCUUCUCGAUCUUCACGCUGCAACUGCUUGUAGUCGUGAUUCUGCUCUUGCUUUUCUCGUACGUUCCAGCGAUCCACAGUGCGUUCAAAGACGCCUUCUUCAACUGGCACUACGUCUUCAUCAUGUUUGUGGUCAUGGUGCUGGCGCUGCUGUGGCUGUACCUGGUCAAGUACCGCUUCCCGCUCAAUUUCAUGGUUCUCGCUGUUUAUACCGUCACGCAGAGCCUCUUCUUCGCCGCGUUCGACUGCUUGUUUGACACAAAGGCCAGCAUCUUCAUCUUCACCUUUCUAUUCGGCAUCAUGGGGGUCACCACUGUGCUCUCCACGACGAUCAUCAAGCGGUCGUUCGACCCGAACAUCCAACCCACGCUCAUCAGCUACCCGGUAGUGCUCCUCAUCUCCUUCUUCCUCGGCUUCGUAACCUCGCUCUUCAUCUACUUCUUCUACAUGGUGGAUGUGGUCUCACCGCUGCAGUACAGUGCGUCACUGGCGGUCAUGUUGCUCCUCAUUAUGUGGUUCGCCUACGACGCUUCUUGCAUGAACGAGCGGCUCUCCCCGGACGAAUACAUGCAAGGAAUGGUCUUCUUCUACACCGACAUGGUGCUCUUCUUGCUCUUCCUGAGUAUCAUUUUCGUGGCAUGUUUCGCGUGUGAGGGUGACUGUGCUUGCUACGGAACUGCAGAUAUUGUUCCGAUUGGUCGAGGUGGUGGAGACGAUGAUGAAGGAAUGGACGAUGAAGACGGUGUCGAGGGUGGCGAAGGCGUGGUGGAAGAGUCUCAAUAG